This is a messenger RNA of Cylindrotheca closterium, 1071 nucleotides long. The record is from the annotation of a GenBank genome assembly. NCBI's taxonomy places the organism in Eukaryota, Bacillariophyta, Bacillariophyceae, Bacillariales, Bacillariaceae.
AUGGCAGCCCCACAGUUUCAUAGGGCCGCCGAAGAACGGGAGAUCGUCCCCAUGUUGUUAUCCCUAAUUGUGCAGGCCGCCUGUAUUCCUGGAGAGCUCGACAAUAGUCUCCUCCAGGAGCCGGCACUGGAGAAUAUCCAACGUUUCUUCUAUUUGGCGUUCAAACAUGGAACGUCAACUCUAACGGGGCCCUCCGAUAGUUGGUACGCAUGUCAGUACUGCACCAGGUGGGUAUUGUUCCAUGCUGGAAUCCUUCCUAUGUACGUGGAACGGGUAAAGGAUCCAAACGUGGUUGUCACAUGUGGGGCAUCUGGAUACGGCUCCAUGUGCGAUAUGCUCCACAACAGCAGAACUGAGCAACAAAGAGCUAAUGAGGAGCUCGAAGAAGCUAGGGCGGCCCUGCAAGAAGCAUCGAAGAAGCGUUCUCGAGACAAAGAGAACCUCGAUGGUUUGUGGGCGGAGCUACACAGCAGCAGAACUGAACAACAAAGAGCUGAUGAGAGCCUUGAUGGUUUGCGGGCGGAGCUACGCAGCAGCAGAACUGAACAACAAAGAGCUGAUGAGGAGCUCGAUGGUUUACGGGCGGAGCUACACAGCAGCAGAGCUGAGCUACACAGCAGCAGAACUGAACAUCAAAGAGCUGAUGACAACCUCGAUGGUUUACGGGCGGAGCUACACAGCAGCAGAACUGAGCAACAAAGAGCUAAAGAGAACCUUGAUGGUUUACGGGCGGAGGUACACAGCAGCAGAACUGAACAACAAAGAGCUAAUGAGGAGCUUGAAGAAGCUAGGGCGGCCCUGCAAGAAGCAUCAAAGAAGCGUUCUCAAGACGAAGAGAACCUCGAUGGUUUACGGGCAGAGCUCCGAAAUGCCAACGAUGAAAUGGUUGCAAAGCGGCGUUGUAUCGAGGAGCUAGUACGCCAAACCCGUGUUCUAGAGGAUCGGUGUAGUGUGCUGGAGCAAGAUCCAGAGAGACACAGUCAUGCCGAAUUUCCUCCGCUAAUGUCUGUUUUGCUUGCCUUGACAGUUGUCAGCUCGGAUAGUCCUGCGUCGCAGAGAAGUUGCGAGUAA